AUGGCUGCCUGUGUUUUUGUAAGUUAUGAGUGAUAACGGUUUACCAGAAUCGAAAAAGCAUACGAGAUCUGCAAAUACAAUGCCAUUCUAAAGAAAAAGAAUUGAAUCGUGGAACAGAAAUUUAUCGCAAUGCCUCAGGGAAAACUUCGUGGAGGGUUGCGAGGCGAAGUACAAUCUACUGUACGAGAGAACUACGGUAGCAAAGCUGUGACUUCUAACUUCAAAAGCCGUGUCGUUCAUCCGAGAAAUCCCAAACUUGUGAAGGGAAGCCCUGAGGAUGAUAAGCAAGCUCCUUCUGCUUAUAUGGCUGAGAUGCAGCUCACAACAGAUGAAAGAUUUAAGCUCACAUAUGAGAUGAGAGUGCCACAAAUUAUUGAGUUACUAGACAUGUCUGAACAGACUCUUCAAAAGUUCACUACUAUGGAUAUUGAAGAGCCUCUAUUUCAGCCAUUUCCUUCAGAUAUUGUGUUCCAGAAUUUCAACCCAUUUGAGACAUAUCAGAUACCAUUACAGUUGAGAAAUAAUGAUAAGGUUGCCCGUCUGGUGAAGGUGACACAAACUGAUUCUCCAUACUUCAAGAUCAUCAGCCCAAAUGACGUGGGACAUAAAGUAGCUCCAGGAAUGGAUACUGUCUUCAUUAUUCAAUUUACCCCUGAUGAGAAAAAGGACUACACCCAUGAGCUUAUUUGCAUAACUGAAAGGGAGAAGUUCUUGGUGCCAGUUAAGGCCAUUGGGGCAAGAGCCAUCCUUGAUUUUCCAGAUGAGAUCAGCUUCGGAACUUGUCCCGUAAAGUAUGCCACCACAAGGACUCUCCUUGUACGAAACAUUGGCAACAGUGAGGCAAAGUUCCAGCUGUUAGUACAGGAGCCAUUCUUUGUUACACCAGACAGUGGUCGGCUGGCUAUAGGGGACAGCAUGCAGAUUCAUGUAGAUUUCAAGGCCCUGCAAACAGGAGACCAUGCUAGUCAUAUGAUUCUUCAGUAUGAAACAGGAGAAGAAAUCUAUAUCAGUUUGUAUGGAGCUGCAAUUGAUUACAACAUCCGACUGGAUAAAAAUACUGUCAAAAUGGAAAAUGCCUUUAUAUCUUGUGCCUCACAAAGGACAGUUACUCUCUCUAACAGAAGUGAUAUUAUUGUCCAGUUCAAGUGGACAAACUUUGCAACACUGAGGGAAGAAAUGCAACAUAAAGAUAGGUUUUACUUAGACCUUGAGAAUGAGGAAAAUGUUGAAAAGGAUGAGUUCUUUGAGGAAUGCCUGAUUGAUCCUACUCUCCGAGAUCAAAUGUCUAUCUUGACAAGAAAAUUCAAAAACAAGAUGCAGGCCAUUGCUGAUGACAAACUGCUUUACGGAGACUCAAUUGUCACUAUCGACCCAGUGGAAGGAGAGAUCUGGCCCAAUUCUCAGGCAGAAAUCAGCAUUAUCUUUAAACCUCAAGAGGCCUGCAAUUAUGCCAGAACGGUAUACUGUGAUGUUACAGGCAGAGAAUCAAGGUUGCCUUUAAGAAUCAGAGGUGAUGGGAUAGGUCCCCAAGUACACUUCUCUUUGGAUACAUUAGACAUCGGCAGUGUGUUCAUUAAUUCUCGGCAUUCUUAUGAGGUUAUUUUGUGCAACAUGGGGGACAUUGAUGCUGUAUAUAAACUCCUUCCCUCCAACACCCAACUUGGUCCACAGUUUUCAUUCCUCCCUGCCCAAGGAAUUGUUAUUCCUGGAGGAUACCAGGCCAUUCAGAUUCACUUCUGCUCACCCAUACUUGGGGAUUUCAAUGAAGUGUUUGAAUUUUCUGUGGAAGGGUCACCAGAGAAACUUGGUUUAAAGAUCUUGGGAUCAGUGAUUGGCCCCACUUUCCACUUUAACGUACCAAAGCUGAAAUUUGGAGUAGUUUCGUAUGGUUUUGUGAACACUCGUCACUGUACACUAGUGAAUACUUCACUCAUACCCAUGACAUUCAACCUGCGUGUUCCGGCUGAUGGUUGGACAACUGAGGAAACUCGAAGCCGUGAUAGUUUAAUUGACAGCAACAUCAGUGACACUGGUAGCACCAUCAUGCCAUCUCCAAGAGAGUUUGAUAUUACACCCUCUUAUGGUACUAUAGCUCCUCAACGGGACCUUGAAAUCAAGGUGGACUUUGUGUCAACCACCGUCAAAAAGUAUGAAAUUACUUUGGUAGUUGAUGUGGAUGGAGUUGGAGAGGAGAUUCUGUCACUUCCAAUAAUAGCCAAAUGUGUGGUUCCACCUAUCACUGUCUCCACACCUCUCUUGGAUUAUGGCCGUUGCUUUCUUCAUCACCCUUAUGAGCUUCCUGUUAGCCUGGUGAAUGAGUCUGAUCUACCUGCCAAAUAUGAAUUGUUGUCACAGGUUGUGGAAAAUGCGACACCAAUCCUGUAUACAAGUCCGGAACCAAAGGGAAUUAUCCAGCCUCAUUCUGUGAAAGAAGUUCCUCUUCAUUUAACAGCAGAGUGCCUGGAAGAAGUUACCACAGUGGCUUAUUUCAUGAUAUUUGGAAGCAGUGAUGCACCACUGGGAGUUCAGAUCCAAUGUGUUGGUGAGGGGCCAGUGACUGAUGUUCUUUCAACUCAUGUUGAUUUUGGGACCAUACCAGUUUUAACUGACAUCUCCCAGAUUGUGCAGCUGUCUAACGAGUCUCUGAUUCCAGCACAGUUUUCUUGCAGUAUGGUUCGUCCGAAUUCGUUGUUUUCUGUUGAGCCAGCCCAGGGUGUUAUUCCACCUGAAAAUACUCUGCAACUUAAAGUCACCGCAAAUGUGGAUGAUACAGUCAAGUUUCAAGACAAGCUGUCAAUCAACAUCAGUGACAGUCAGAUCCAAACUGUCAGCCUCGUGGCGUACGGCUCUGGCACAACCAUCGUCAGUGAUCCUCCGUUAGCUCCAGCUGUAGAACUUGGUCCACAGUUCAGCUGUCAGCCUGUCAAGAGAUCGUAUCAACUGACAAAUAGUGGGAGGAGACCUCAGCAGAUUUAUUGGACCACUGAAGGUUUCCUUCCGUACAGGACAAAGAAAAAGCCUGAGUACAACCCGGAAGACAUGAGAUUCCAGGGCUUACCACCACCUGCUGAUCCGCCCAAGCCGGUCUUUCAGUUGACACCCGACAGAAUGGUGCUCCAUCCUGGAGAGAGCCAAAAAGUACAACUAGAAGGCUAUUGCGAGAAGCCACAAAUUGUGAAGGAGCGCAUGUUCUGUCAUGCUAUCAUUGGCACCAGUACUGGGAAGGAACGUAUCAUGAGGGUGGAUGUUAGUGCCGAGUUUAUCAGCCCACUACUGUCAUUUUCUCAAAGGGAGAUAAACUUCUGUGUCAUGAAGCACCCUGAGAGCACUUUGGAAGUAGAGACCAAGCAAGUUAUGAUGCACAAUGUGUCGUCGCUCCCACUCACAGUCGUGUUAGAAGCUUCUUAUCCCUUUCAGUUGCUUGUAGAGGAUCCACGCUGGGCUCCUGUUAAUGUAAAAUCCUCCCAAUCGGAGGUGUCACUUGGCGUUGGUGAGAAUAUACCCGUGUUGAUCCAGUUUGAUCCUUCCUACAAGGAUAAUUUUGUGACCAGAACUGCUGAAAGUCAAUUGGAGGUGUCAUUCAAAGAACAUCCACAAAAGGACUUUGUGAGUCUGAAAGGAGAGGUGUUCUUCCCUAAUCUUACAUUUGAGAUGGAAAAGGUUGACUUUGGAUGUAUACUGAAUGACACAGAAGUGACACAAGUUGUGAAAGUCACUAAUCACAGUCCAAUGGAUGUCAAAUAUCAGUGGAGUUUUAUUGAUUCAGCUAUUCAGUUUGAAAACAAAGAGGAGGAUGAAGGAAUUGUAGUUGAGGUUGAUGAUGACAGCCAAGGGGACAGUGAGGAAAAACUGGAAGAUGUUGACAACGUGAUGAUCGAAGUAACAGGUGAUCAUACCCCCGACUCACCUCGGCCUGUAGACCUCACAGGAUCACCAGUAAUGAGCAGACCUUCUACUGCUUCAGAAAAGAGGCCACAGGAUGCCAGCCCAGCCAAUCAUCUGGCAGUACCGUGGAGACAGACUGAACUGCUUGAUAUUGGAAUUGAGGAGAUUUUUGACAUCUUACCACUGUAUAGCACCCUUCAUCCGCUCGAGACACAGAAAAUACAGUUCACGUUUUAUGGUCAUGCCAACAUUAGUUCCAAGGCUGUUGCCCGCUGUUCUGUCUACGGAGGACCUGACUACGACAUUGAGCUCUUGGGUCAAGCGUCCUUAGUGCAGUAUUUCUUUGAUCGGCAGAAUGUCGACUAUGGAAAACAGCUGUUUGACCAAGCAGCAGUCGCAGAAAUUGUUCUCCACAAUACUGGUAAAGUUGGCCUCAGUUUUGUGGUCCUCAACGUGGACAGUGGAAAUAAGCUCCUUCCGGGCGCCCCUAAUGUUUCACCAGUCCAAGGGCACAUUAAGGCCCUCAGUCACCAAACACUUACCAUCAAAUAUCUGCCUGGUGUGCCCGAAAAGUUUGAGAAGACAUUUCAGGUUAGAGUUGCUCACUUUGAACCGAACAAAAUCACCCUGUCUGGGGUGGGUGUGUUUCCUCGUGUCAUGUUUGACCUCCCCCAUAACAAAGAAGACGCCAGAUACGAGGAGCUGACCCAGCAAGCACGCGAGAACCUGGAACGAGAAAAUUCAAACCUAUCAGAAAAGAGUGUGGAUGAUGUACCGUUCGGAGCUCUCGCAAAUUCUGUAGGCGACAUCGGAGUACAGAUGGAGGUGGAACGACUGUUAGUGAAACAAUUUGCUGUGGAGCAACAAGAGUCAACACGAAACGUGUCACUUGUGCAUACCUCCAGUUCUCACAAAACUGCAACAAAGAAACAACGACCUAAAGCUCAGCUGAUCAGUUAUCUCCUGGAUUUCGGUUAUGUGGUUUAUGGCACAGUUCGGUCACACGUUGUCCGUGUCACCAACAAUGGACACUUACCUGUAUCUUUUGCACCUGACAAAUCAGUUCUGUCGGGAAGCGGAUUUGGAGUAGAACUGGACCGAGUGCGUAGCCUUCCCGGUGAACCAGAUAACGAAAGUAUGGAAUUCAUGGUGACCUUUGACCCCAGAGCGGCUGGUCUUCCCAUGGGACCAGUUGAUCUGAACGUACCCUUUCACGUGCUCAAUGGUCCUACUUCUGGGUUGCGGAUCAAAGCUGUGGUGACAAUGCCGGACAUGACAAUAUCUACGGACUCGUUAGAUUUUGGUAGGGUGGAGUGCGGGAAUAGUAAGGUCAUGACAAUACAGCUACACAACAACCAACAAGUCAGGUGUGACUGGUCAUCUGAACCUCCGGAAGAAAAAAAGAAAAAGUCCGACAAAAUGAUUCCACUUCAUCUACGCAAAAAGCUUCGCACAGAAAAACCUAAACCAAAACACUUUGAAGUGAUGCCGCCUAUCGGCUCCCUGAUGCCUGGUCAGCGGAUUAAUGUCCAAGUCAAAUUCAUGCCUACUGAGGAGAUCUCUUACAGCCAUCGCCUUGCUAUCCGGAUCGCCCAAAGCUCAAGCCGUCACAUGAUCAGCGUGAGCGGUCAGGGAAAUGAGCCCAAGUUAGACUUCAGUUCUACCCUGAUCGAGUUCGGUCCAGUCCUUCCUCAUUCAUCUGGGGACGAGAAAGAAGUAAUUGUGCGAAAUCCUUCAUCUUUUCCUGUUGAAAUUUACUCGUUGGAGUUUGACAAGCAGUAUCUGGAGGAGGAGAAGAUGCUUCGCACAAUGAAAGGGUACGAUGAAUACAACACCAUUCUCCUCCCUCCGCGUGAACCUGGGCACAAGCUUCCUCAAGAAAUCACAGAUGCCUACAAUGAACAGCAGAGAAAGAAAGAAGCGGAAGAGAAAGAGAAAGCGCAGGCUGCCGCAUCUGCAGCGGCUGCUCAGGCAGAGAGGGCCGUGGAGGAAGGAGUGGAAGGUGUGCCUCCUAUCAUUGCUACACAACCUGCUUCAGCCUCCGGUGAUUGGGAAGGUGGCAGGGCUGGUAGUGAUGUGGGGGAAGGAGCAAAAGAUGACAGCAGCAGCCUCGGUGUUGGCGAACUGGAAAUCACACCCGUGUCUGCUUCCAUUGCACGGUACCUUGGUAUCGACUUGACUGCAGAGGGAAGGGCAGCCCGUAACAGACGAGGUAUUGCUUUAGUUGUACACGGAGCACCUCUGUCGGGAAAGACGGCCACAGCGGUAUCGCUUGCUAAAAGUUAUGGAGCAGCAUUACUUACAAUAGAUGGAGUGGUUAUAGAGGCGAUAUCAAAUGGAAACACCUCUGCAGCUCAAAGAGCCAAGGAGUUGUGUGCAUCAGCUGCUCGAGCUGCUAAGGAAGCGGAACAAACUGCCGAACUACAGCUAAGUCAACCCACAGUGGGACUGAGUGUGGAUGCUGUAGCUGCACUGGGUGCAGCCACCGGUCCCUCGGCUUCCACUGCGGGCUCUGUCACUGGGGCCCAGUCGUUUCUUGGGAAGGAUCGUAAGACUUCCACCAUUACUGGUGGCCCUCGUGGAGGAGGUGUUGGGAAGAAUAUUCCUCAGCUUCAGCAAUCGCCCCCAGGGACCCCACCCCAGGCUGCACCUUUAGGCCGAAAGCUGAGUGUCAGUGCUAGCGUGGCUGGUGAAGACGGACUGUACAGCUGCCUCCUUCCUGAGGAUCUUCUUGUCGAACUACUGGCAGAGCGAUUUCAGUUGAGUGACUGUCAGAGAGGAAUCGUAGUGGAUGGCUUGGAGUCUCUGUUCAGUCCGAACAUGAUGGGUUCAACAAACGCUAUCCUGCGUGCUUUCAAUAACCGCAAAUAUAUCUUCUUUGUGACACUGAUGUUGGAUCAGGCCAAGCUAAAGGCUGUGGAAGAAAAGAAGAAAGAGGAACAAGCCAAGCUUGAAAAACAAAAAGAAGAGGAAGAGAAGCGGCGAUUAGAGGAGAUGUCAGAAGAUGAAUAUGAUGCUCUAACGGAAGAGGAGAAAGCUGAGGUAGAUAGGAAACACUUGGAGCAAAAGAAAGAGAGAAGAAAACGAGAGCAAGAAAGACAAGAGAGGGAGAAGAAAGAAAGAGAACUGCAAGCUUUGAUGGAGGAAAAAAGACUCGAGGAGGAGCGUGGAAAUCAAAAAAGCAAACGUCGAACAACUCAACAAGUAGGAGGACCUGGUGCCAAGAAAGGUCAUGACGGAAAGGAAAAGAAACCUGAGAAAAGCAGUGACAAGCUGACACCCAGUCGUACCACUGGUCUGUCGUCACAAGCACAGCCCUUCGACUCGCGCACGGGCGCCCCGUCGGUGAUUUCCGAGCGUUCCGACAGCAGUGAUGUUACCGACGACAAGAAGCGACUGAACAUUGCCAAAGGGCAGAAACAUCGGCAGUCUUCGGCCAUAAUGUACCCUCCGUUGAUCCAGCAAGUGGAAGAAUCUAAACCACCGUCUGAGGAAGAAGAGAGAGAGAAGGAGCUUACUAAGAAGUUCAAUGCAUUCGAGACUAGUUUACGAGACAUCGAUGGCUUGCUGCAAAACUGGGAUCGAUCUACAGGUACUGUGGCUCGAGCGGACACCCCCAAGUCUGAAAACUUUGACGACUUUCUACCAGCGCCUGGAUUGACCAGGCGAGGUCGAGACAAGAAAGAGAAAGAACUCAGAGAACGAGAAAAGGAGAGGGAAAAAGAGAUAGCGAAGGAGAUUUCUGACUCUCCAAUGUCAGCGCUCAGCGGUGAUCAUGAUGACGACGAUGAUGGCAGUAAAAAGGACGGGGUAGGUGUACCGCAGCUUAUUGUGGACACAGUGAACCCAACAGAGUCACAGGCUGAAAAGACACUAGCCAAAGGAAUUCUGCCAACAGUUGAAGAGGUAAUGGACGGUCUGGGUCUGGGACCCCAUGGUCCUCCAAUCCCACCCCCGGCCACCUUUGCUGUUGUGCCUUAUCCCGUACGAAGACGUCCACCCCUGGGAUUAGAUCCCCCUUCUCAUUAUGUAUUCGUGGCGUCGGGGCCAGAUGAUCCUAAUGCCCCUAAGGAGGAUAAGACAAAAGAAGCUGAACUAGAGGUGGAGAAAACACCCGAGAAACCACCGGAACAUGGACGCAAGGGCCGUAAAGACAAGGACGAUAGAGAGGGAGGUACAAACUCCAGAAAGGAGAGGGGAGGCUCUGCCCGGAAGGGUAAAGCCGCACAUGGGGCUCCAUCUCCACCACCCAGUAUCACACCUGCAGAGGAAGACAAGAGUGAAACUACUGUGGUGCCCAGCACCCCUCGACUCGUCAGCCACCGCUGGGUCAUUCCCGCCAACGAUAUUGUGAGGUUACGCAUCCGUUUCCGUUCCGAGGAGGUGGGUCAGUUUGACCAAACAUUGAACUUUGAGAUCAUGGGGACGCGCCGUCGUUAUCAGCUGUUUUGCCGCGGCGUCUGUGCUUUUCCCGCCAUAAGUCGCGAGCCGCGUGUGGUGUUCCCUCACCGCCGAAAGUACCGCAAACCGGAAGAGAUCGUGCAUAAGAAAUACGUGCUAAGUAGUGAGACUUUUGAAUUUGGUCCACUGCUCUGUGGUAAGACUCGAGACCGGUACAAAGAAGGGAAGUAUCCAGAGAAUAUGGAAAAGAUAGUGAUUUGCAACACUUCUCCUCUGGAAGCAGAUGUCAACUUUUGUUUCCAGCAGGACAGCACAGCGGUUACCUUCAUUAUUGAUCCGCCCAACAUGAAGUUGAAGCCGGGAGAGAGUCAGGACCUCACUCUGUGGGCAUAUCCAAAGACACCAGGCUUCUUCGAAGAUGCAGUGGUGUGCUGUAUUCGAGAGAAUCCUGAGCCCGUUGUGUUUAAGAUUUCCUGUCAUGGUGUUCGUCCUGAACUGGAGUUGGAUCGGAGACAGCUGCAGUUCGAUAGAGUUUUACUACACAGGAAAGACACAAAAAUUAUCUUCCUUCGUAACAGCACUCUGCUACCUGUGGCGUGGCGAGUGAAUGGGAUGGACAAUCUGGGUGAUGACUUUUCGUUGACUACUGAACAUGGCGUGAUCGAUGCUAAAUCAGAGUUCGCUCUUCAGAUGCACUUCAGAGCUGUGCGGCCAACCAACGUCAAAAAGAUCGUGAGGCUGGAGGUGUCUGAUGUGGAACAGAUCAUGGGCCUGGUACAAGCAGAAAACAUACAAGUUCUCGCGGAGUCUUAUGAUGUUGCUUUAGAUAUGAGUUUCCCUAAAGGUGCAGACGGCGGUCUUGACUUUGGCGUUCUCAAAGUUUUGGAUGAAACAAAACUGACUUGUUCUCUAAAGAACAAAGGCAAGUUUGAAAUCAACUUCAAUUUCGUGUUUGAGCCAACAGACGGUUCACCAGCGGACGUGGCACAGCUGUUUACAGUGAUACCUAACAAGGGUCCCCUUCUGCCCACUGAUCGUCCUACACAAGUACAGGUCAUCUUCAGAUCCAAGAGUGAGAUUACUAUUAAAGACCAGCCUGUCCUCAAAUGCCAGAUCGUAGAGCCUCAUCUUGGCGAAGGCGGUGAAGUGAUUGCCAGUAUUCCCAUAAAACUUAGCGUGCGCUCCGUGUACAGUAAAUACGCCGUAUCACCGGUCAGUGACAUUAACUUUGGAGCCAUGCUUAUCAGCACUAAGAAAACCCGGGUGUUCACCAUCGAGAACAAGGGAGAGUUUGAAUUCCGGUAUUCAGUUCUAAAGAUGAUCAGCACGGUGUCACAAGGACGCCAGAAACUAGUGCCACCCACGAAAAGAGCCAAAUCACGUGAUGGGUCGAGUUCGGGAAGAUCUCAACAGGACAAACCAUCUAAACCUAAGAGGGCAGAUUCAAUACGAGGAGCCGAGUUGACCGCGGGUGCACCAAACAUUCGCCUUCAGCUUGGAAUGUUCACUGUCUACCCAGCUGUGGGAAGCGUACAGGCCGGUAGUUCUGUGCAAGUAACGGUGGACAUGGUCGCUGAAAGUCCAGGCUUCUCAGAAGAGGACAUUGCCAUUGACAUCUCAGACCGCCCGCCGUCAGAUCAACCCCAUGGAAUACCCUACAAACUGAUUGGAGAAGCAUGCAUCCCUAGGAUCACUACAGUCACCCCCGAGACAAUCGGUUCUAUCUUCGAAGAACACUUGAUCGUGAAACAAUUAAAUUUAUUCCAGUACUUGACGCACGACCUCGCGAGUGGCUCCGGAGUGUAUGGAGAAGACGAGAACAAGUUCAUAUUUUACAACGCAAUUGUUGGACGGAAAGCCAAAGCGAGGUUUAGAAUUGGUAAUCCAAACAAGGUGCCAUGUGACUUGGUUCUUUCCGUGAAACCGCAGUCCAUGAAACCGUCUGCUCGCUGGCACGACGUCUAUGAAAUCGAACCACAGCGGCCGUCGAUUCCAGCUCACAGCUAUGUAUACGCCACUGUGACUUUCAUUCCUCCGUCCAUGCAAACUUAUAAUGCUACACUUGAAGCUGCUGUGGACGGGAUGCCAAGCACUAUGUCAAAGUACCGCAACUUAACUUUCGAUAUUCAGGGUGAAGGAAACCUUCCCAGAAUCACCGUCGUUCGACCCACUGCGCGAAACAAGAAAGGUGCUCCCGUCCUUUUGUUCAGACGUCUUUUACUUGGACGCACUCAAGUUCUCUCGCUCUCGCUUAAGAACGAAGGCACAUUGAUAGCCCGAGCAAAUAUCGAUUUGAAAGAUCCCGAAGGUAUGUACAAGAUUUCAUGCGUGGAAGGUACCAAAGCUAUGAUGCCACUUGACGAGGGCGAAGACGACGUUGAUCCGAAGUCGCGAGUUCACACCUUGUCUGUGGUGGUUCCCAUGGGUAAGACAGCAGAUUUUGCAAUCGAGUUCAACCCCUCCCUGGUGGGGCGUUUGGUGGGCGAGAUUAGGCUGACAGUGGUGGAUAAUCCUUACGAACAAAGUACAGUUCAACUGAUUGGAGAAGGGUACGAAGAUGAAGUGACUAUAGAUAAUAUUCGGUCAUUUGUUCAGACUGAGAAAAUGGCGCCUGAGACGGAGAUUGACGACAACACGCCAGCAUCAAGAGAAAACCACGUCAAAUUUGGGGAUUGUGCGGUAGGCGUGUCUAAACAGCUGUCAUUUACUUUGACAAACCAUUCCUCCUCGGACCCAUUGCGCUUCACUUGGACCCCACCGCCUGAGGUGACGUUUUCUCCGUGCACAGGACACCUACAGCCUAACUGCGCAAAAGAUGUCACAGUAACCUUCUGUUCGAACGAGCCAAAGACAUAUUCAGCAACAAACAUUCCUUGCAAAGUCACUAAAAUCAAGCUAGGAGAGGCGCAAGAUAAGGCGGUGGACUGGGACGAUCGCAUGCGGACUGUAAAGUGGAUUGACGUGGCACCUAGUGAGGACCCUUCCACUGGCGUGAGGAAGUCCCCCCGGCCUGCCAAGAAGAAGGUCAUCGAAGUUGAAGCUGAGCCUCCAUAUACAGCACUGGAAAAUAGCCCUAAGGACGUGGAACUAUUGCUAACUGCCGUGUGUGACUAUGCUAAAUAUCGCUGCAAAGUUGAGAACAUUCACUUCAAAGACACACUGAUGUUUCAAUCCCGAGUGUACAGCUUUACAGUCUCAAACAAAGGCGAUGUGCAGCUCGAUUACAAAUGGCAUUUUCAACCAGUGGAAAAACAAAAGACUGUUAGCCUAGCGGAACAGCUCGUAGGACCCGAGAGACCCGAAAGCUCUGCUGGACAAUCUAGCAGUCAGCAAACAGGUCGCCCUUCAACCUCUGCAGGGGACUCAUCAGUGCACCCUCCUAGACGUGUACCCCCAAUGACCCAACGACCUGGUUCUUCCAUGGGCGGGCGGCCGUCAAGUGCCCUGGCUAUUGCAUACGAGGCAGGCAGUGUUGUGAGUGAAGGAGGAAGCGAUGUGUUCCCGUUUGUGAUUGAGCCAGAAAGUGGAAGCAUCCCUGCAAGAAAGAAGGGUAGCUUUGUUGUGAAGUUCUCGCCGUUAGAUGUGUCCGAGUAUGAUGCUUUGGUGACCUUUAGUGCUAACAACCUUCCGCCCGACAGAGGCGGCUUCUCCAUUCCCGUACGUGGACGGAGUCUUCUUCCCUAUUGUCACUUUGAAUUGGAGGAGUCGGAUUACGUAUCCGGGGGGAGGAGAAACCCCGAGUUAAGGGGUCCUGGUGGGGCUCCCCCUGGAUCUACCUUGGAUCCUAGCACAAAAGUCAUCGAGUUCAAAUCGUGUGGAGUCAAGGUCAAAAACAUUAAGCGUUUUAGCGUCAUAAACCCAUCCAACACAAGCUACAGUUUCUUGUGGACCAGUGAAGACACACUGGAUGGUGCGCCGCCAGAAACUGUCAAUUUCCGGUGCCUGACUCCCGAGGGGACCAUACUGAGUGGCAAGAAGCACGAGAUGGUGUUUGAGUACGUGUCAGACUCGCUUGACCUGGUAGAAUCAUUUUGGCGGUUCUUUGUGCCCGAAUACAACUUCUCAAUUCCAUUUGUUUUGGUGGGGCACACAUUUGAGCCCGUGCUGUCGUUUGACAGGUCUCACAUAAACUUCAGGGAAAUGCUGCUUGGUCACCCGGCAAAAACAACCGUACAGUUAGUGAACGAGGAGAACAUCCCAUUCACUUUCUCAUUCAGUGAAUCAUCUUGUCACACGGAAGGAUAUGCUUCCAGUCUGGCUGUUGAACCCAUGUCUGGAAUUGUUCUUCCUAAGGCCAG
Molecule: messenger RNA, 12584 nt
Organism: Stylophora pistillata
Lineage: Eukaryota; Metazoa; Cnidaria; Anthozoa; Scleractinia; Pocilloporidae
Product: axonemal central pair apparatus protein HYDIN
Biological process (GO): cilium movement; axonemal central apparatus assembly
Cellular component (GO): axoneme
Source: RefSeq, a predicted model, not a curated record